UUAAACGUCUUGUUGAAAAAUACAACUACAGAUGAGCGUAACCGUAUACACGGGAUUCAUUUCAGUUUUUACAUUGUUAAAUUUGAAUGCUGAGAUACACACGAGGUGACUCGCAAUGGUACCGGUAACUCUGCUUCAAUACCAGCGCCGAAUCUGUGAUUUUUGUUUCUGCUACUAAUUUACCAUUGAGAAUACAUCGUACGAUGGAAAAAACAUGUUCAGGGCCAAUUUACUAAUGCAAGCAUAAAACUUCAAAGGAUGUAACUAUGGCAGAAGGUGGAACAGAACCAAAACCUAGUGACAAUCAAUCAUCUAAAUUUCAGUUGGAGGUGAAUGAAUGUCUUGGUAAUUGGCUGGUGUACUUACAGACGCUCAAUGGCCUAUGCACAGCGGGUACAAAGUUGGCUCAAUCGUUACAUACACUUUUGUCUGCUCAUGAUACAUUGACACACUGCAGAUUAACAAGACAAUGUCUUGCUGGUUGGGAAGAGCUCACGAGAGCAACUUAUAUAGCAAGUAAUACCGUGAAGAAUCACAUCAUUUCUGCAUUAAGAGAUCAUGAAACUCGAGAAAAUGAAGGAGAUAAGCAUGACAUACUCAGAGAUAAUUUAUUGUCAUUCAUAAAUCUACAGUAUCAGUUUUGUGUUGCGUGUUGUGAAUGCCUAGGGGGAAUGGCAGAAUGCUCCUGUUCUCAAAGCGGUACAGCUGAAUGUGAUAUUGCUUCUCUUCAACAAUGUUUUGAAAGACUGUACAGCUCCCCACCGCUAGUACCUUCAUUGUCAAUGCAACAAUCUGUGCAAAAUUGUCAUAGAUCACCUUUGCCAUAUCCUUUAUUUCCUCUGCAGGUUCAGAGGAGAUGGUCCGAAACCGCAGCUGCGGAAAUGUCGGGUGAGAUAUCAGAAAAUCCUAUAAGAAGAUGGUCUAUGCCAUGGGAUUGUAGAAACAUCACAGACUGGCCGCGACAAAACGUUAGAUCGCGAUUAAGAAUACCUCAUCAAGACAGAAGUAGAUCUACUACACCAGAUACAGUAUGGAAAACAUCUACCAUGGCUAGUCAAGAUGGUUUGCAGGAGGCAAUUCAAUUGUUAUCUUGCAAACCAGGUGUGCACAUGAGAGAAAGAGUCAGACCGCUAAAUCAAUUGUCCGGUUAUACGAAUCAGCAUAUCCCAGGUGUUACAUUAACAACGUGCAAUUUUGAGUCGACGUAUGAUUCGACUGUUUGGUCAGGAUCACGUAAAAUAAGUUCGAGAUGUUGGCCGCACGACUCCCAUUCGAGCGAACAUUCUGAUCAAUCAGGACAACGCGAAAGUGACCAGAGUGUACACAGUGGAGAACACCGAGACUCGGAGCAAAGUGGUACUAGUGGUACUAGUCACGGGGACAGCAAGGACAGCAUUCAUUCGCAUAGUGAUCAUAGAGAAAUCGAACUUGGUACUGUAGAUACACUACCAUCACGUAAAAGCAGUACUUCAACAGAUUCUUGCAUAUCAGCUCAUAGUCGUUCAGGUUCCGAGAGCGCUGGUGGUGGGGAAUGUGCGAGAUCUCAGUUAUAUUCUAUGUGGAGCGGUGGUGAUUUGCCUUUCAUUAAAUUGCCAGAAAGCAAUGAAACGCAAGAUGAACAUCCGCCUGUAUAAAUACGUGGUAUGUAAACAUGUUUUAUGCUUUUCUUUCGAUGCUGUAAUAUUUUUUUUUGUAUUUAUAAGCGCCAAGCAAUAGCGCGCGUUAAUAAUGCGUAUAUGAAUUAAUGUAUGUGAUUGUUGAAAGCACGUAAAACGCGACAUUCGAUGUUUAAUAUAAAGUAGAGUUGAAUGAAUGUAUUUAUACAAUAUAUUGCGCGAUAAAUCAUUCAAAGAAUGGGAUACAUUCAAAAUAAAUCUAUUUAUGAUGAUUGUAAGAUUUUCGAUUGUGCUAGUUUAUUUAUAAAUGAUCUGAUUUGAUAUUGACUCCGUUUCUUUUUUUUUUUUUUUUUUUUUUUUUUCUCUUUAUUCAAUCAAUAAUAUUCAA
Frieseomelitta varia is the source of this 2004-nucleotide messenger RNA. RefSeq lists its product as uncharacterized. The transcript has 10 exons. Lineage: Eukaryota; Metazoa; Arthropoda; Insecta; Hymenoptera; Apidae. Bases 267 to 1634 code for a protein of 455 amino acids. The record is from RefSeq and is a predicted model, not a curated record.